AUGGGACGAGCUGGAACUCAGUACGCUGGAACAAACCCUCAACUGCGGGUUAUCGAAGCCAAGCGUCAACGAUCGCGGCGCGAUUCGAACCAAAAACCUACUACUCCGUAUCGCCGUCCGCUCGCAGUAGUACUGUAUCAUCACGCUACUCAAAAUGGUGGUAAUGAUGCCGCUAGAACUGCAGCUCAAGUAGCCAGCCUCGGUCCCUCGGUAAGCGCCAGAGCUUCUCGAUUCGAUACUUCCGUACGCGAUGGCGGAAGCAAGUACCGUAAUGAGGCUCGGGAACUACUCAAUAAAUGGACGAGUCGCGAACGGAACAAUGGUGAGUUAUCCAUAUUCAUAUCUACGUCAUUCAAGAUGCUGCAGAAACUACGGUAA
Molecule: messenger RNA, 378 nt
Organism: Cooperia oncophora
Lineage: Eukaryota; Metazoa; Nematoda; Chromadorea; Rhabditida; Trichostrongylidae
Source: the annotation of a GenBank genome assembly